Molecule: messenger RNA, 390 nt
Organism: Iphiclides podalirius (scarce swallowtail)
Lineage: Eukaryota; Metazoa; Arthropoda; Insecta; Lepidoptera; Papilionidae
Source: the annotation of a GenBank genome assembly
AUGUCGACGCCUUAUGCCCAUGGAAAACUUAUGUACGCAGUUAAAGCUGGUAUCCUGGUAGGUACUGCUUAUUUCACGUACGCGCAAGGAGUGUGGGGUGACCAAAAUGACGUCACGGAGUGCAUACGUCGUUGGCAGGAGUACAUACGCAGCAUUAACACUAGGAAACCACCUAUAUUUGAUCAGUGUGGUAACGUUAUUAAAAAAGAAAACAAUGAAAGUCUUCUGGCACCCGUGUAUUCAAUAUACAAGAGUUGUGUAACCACGUGUUUUUCAGGUGUCGCGAAAAUGCCAUUAGUAAUUAAAUGUGCAUACAUUGACUACCUCAAGGCACUCGAAAGAAAGCGAGCCGAGGAAGAAAAGGAAAGGAAACUGAAAAAGGAGAGAGGA